CCAUAUUUGACAGCUUCAUCCUGGUAACCUGGGUGGUGGGACACAUCCUGGUUCUUAUUGUCAUCUGUCGUACGAUGCGGCGAGGACAUGGACAGUCCACUGGAGGAAGAACAGGAGGACUCCAACAAACAAGUGCAAAUGGCACAGAUGUUCUUCUUCUGUCAUUAAGUGUGGCAGAUCUUCUCCUCCUUUCCUGUUUUCCAUAUCACACAGUCGCCAUUGCAACCCGUCACUGGCCGUUUGGAAGCUUCAUGUGCAAGACUGUGAGCUUCCUGAGUGCAAUGUGCACAGCUGCGAGUGCCUUUACACUGGCCGCUUUGGCUUUUGCACGGUACAUCAUUGUGGUCCAUCAAUCGAAAGCAUAUCAUAGGCGUAGAGAGGGACAUUUAAAAGUAGUUGCGGGUGUACUGUGGAUACCAGCAGUCAUCUUGGCAUCGCCUCAGUUUGCGUGGAGGACACUGAUUUCAGGCCUGGACAACCAUGAAGCCUGUGAGGACCUGGCAUGUUUCAAUUUCCUGUCUGACAAAGGCCAGUUGGCAUACGGAGUGUGCCACUUCCUAUUCGCUUUUACAUUUCCACUUGGGAUCAUUGUAAUAGCCUAUGCCAAAAUAUACCAUUUCCUCAAAAUCACUAGACGGGGCCAUACAACGCAGACUGACCGUUUGGAGUAUUACCUUGUGCAUGUGACUCAAACGACUGCUCUGUUAGUGCUGGCAUUUGCAUUGUGUUGGCUGCCUUGUGUUGGUUUGCCCAAAUAGCUGAGGUUUAUAAAGCAGCUGGUCCCAUAUCUCACUUUGGAUCUUUUGCUAGCUUUGCACGCAUCAUGGCAACAUCUUCUACAGUGGCCAACCCCAUUCUCUAUGUUUUUAUGUCAGAGAAAUUCAGAAAG
This is a messenger RNA of Carassius carassius (crucian carp), 889 nucleotides long. RefSeq names its product galanin receptor type 1-like. Gene Ontology annotation, biological process: neuropeptide signaling pathway. Gene Ontology annotation, molecular function: G protein-coupled peptide receptor activity. The coding region runs from base 75 to 758 and encodes 227 amino acids. The record is from RefSeq and is a predicted model, not a curated record. The transcript has a single exon. Gene Ontology annotation, cellular component: membrane. Lineage: Eukaryota; Metazoa; Chordata; Actinopteri; Cypriniformes; Cyprinidae.